Brassica rapa (field mustard) is the source of this 936-nucleotide messenger RNA. RefSeq lists its product as uncharacterized. NCBI's taxonomy places the organism in Eukaryota, Viridiplantae, Streptophyta, Magnoliopsida, Brassicales, Brassicaceae. The record is from RefSeq and is a predicted model, not a curated record.
AUGUAUUCAUGUUACUCAGGUUCUUUCUGGUCUCUAAACUCACGAAACUACUCCAUUUCAUGGACGUUUCGACGGCUUUUAAAGCUUAGGCCCAUUGCUUUGUCAUUCCUUCGGAUAGUGGUCCGUGGAGGAGGAGAAACUUUCUUCUGGUUCGACCCUUGGACGCCUUUUGGUAUCCUGAUUGAUUAUUUGGGGCUUUCGGGUCCUUCUGAUUUGGGCAUUCCUCUUGAUGCCCUUGUAUCAACCAUUACCAGCGGUUCAUCUUGGAUUCUAAGGCCUGCUAGAUCUGAUACACAAGUGAACUUGCAAGCGUACCUUACUACUUUUUCUCCAUCUCCAGGUUCAGAUUAUGCUAUCUGGAAAGUUGGGGAUCAUAUAUGCGCUAAAUUCUCUUCUAAAGCAAUUUGGAAGGCUACCAGAAUGCCUAAGCCUCUUGUUUCUUGGUGGAAGAUAGUUUGGAGCAAAGCCGUUAUCCCGAAGCAUCAGAUUACUUCGUGGCUGUUCAUACUUAACCGUAAUCCGACCAUGGACCGUUUACUAUCUUGGGGCUAUGAGUUGGUAAACUGCUGUCUCCUUUGUGGAAGAAGUCCCGAAUCAAGGGAUCAUUUGUUUUUUCUAUGCUCUUACUCCUCCAUGGUUUGGAAAGAUGCCAUACGCGUACUUGGUUUCACUAAUCCUCCAAUUCAGUGGGACGUUCUGCUUCUUUGGCUAUCUACGACUACACUGAAUCAUGUACAGCUUGCGGCAGUACUUCAAAUUUGGCAUGGAAGUAUCUAUGCUAUUUGGCAAGAGCGUAAUGCUCGUUACCACAAUGGUCUCACAAAAUCUCAUAGAUUGUUAUCUCGGGAGGUCAUCAAACAGGCUAAAGACAAGUCCACCGCUUUGCGUGGAUCUGAUCUUGGCUCUAGUUUGGUGGCGCUCUGGUCUACUAUUUAA